This is a messenger RNA of Vollenhovia emeryi, 1632 nucleotides long. Its product is annotated as voltage-dependent calcium channel subunit alpha-2/delta-4-like. Lineage: Eukaryota; Metazoa; Arthropoda; Insecta; Hymenoptera; Formicidae. The transcript has 4 exons. The record is from RefSeq and is a predicted model, not a curated record. The coding region runs from base 1 to 1128 and encodes 375 amino acids. Gene Ontology annotation, molecular function: voltage-gated calcium channel activity. Gene Ontology annotation, cellular component: voltage-gated calcium channel complex.
AUGCCCGCAAUUUAUUACGAAGAAACUAUUUGCAGCCGUCAGUUCUCCAGAGAUCAUCGUAUCGACUCCGAUCUCGGGCGAUCUAUCUUAAACGGUCUCCUCGGUGAGAACGAGCGUUUUCCUCCUUGUGACAACGUUGUUCAUUCGUCCUUUUCGCAGAGAUUGGUGGAGAGCGCCGAGCAGGCCGCAGUAUCGGCACCGAGGGAUGGAAACGUGUCGCCCAAAUAUUACGCCUCGCAUCGGCUUAAUAGCUUCGUCAGCGAUGAGAAGGGUUCCGCGCAGGAGGUGUUUCUCGCUAUGAAUCGCCACUUCGACCACUUAGCGGUGAAUGUCAGCUUAUCCGCCGUACUCCUGCCGAACGGAGUCAAAGACAACGAACGUGACGUUGCAUCGGGCAUUCAAUGGAGCGAGUACUUGGAUCUACUGUUUGUUAAUAAUUACGAGAGCGACCCUACACUGUCGUGGCAGUAUUACGGGGCAACGACAGGAUUUCUACGUCGGUUCCCAGCGAUAUCGUGGCCGCCGAUGGAGGGUACAUCUGGGACAUCCAAGUCAUCGCAUCAUCGGACUGUUCGCGACGUGUACGACUUCAGGAUGUCGAAUUGGUUCGUCGGUGCGGCAAACAGCCCGAAGGAUCUAGCGAUACUGAUCGAUAGCGCGACCUACACGUCUGACCGGAAUCGACGAUUGACGGUGGCCACGGUAAAGGUCAUCCUGGACACCCUGGGGCCGAACGAUUACGUGAACGUGUAUCGCUACGGGGAGAACGCCGAGGAGAUCGUGCAGUGCUUCAAGGACAGCCUGGUGCAAGCGUCACCCGAGAACGUUCACGAGAUGAAGGUGGCUUUGAGCAUCGUGAAACACGAAGACACCGCGACCAACAUCUCGGCCGCGCUCAGCACCGCCUUUGAGAUCCUCCACAAGUACAAUCGCACCAGCCAGGGAAGCCAGUGUAACCAGGCCAUCAUGCUGAUCACCUCCGACACCGACGGCCCGCCCACGGAAGUGAUAAAGCGGUACAAUUGGCCGCACAUGCCCGUGCGGCUCUUCACCUAUCUCAUCGGUGGUGACAAGAGCCCCGAUCUCCAAAACACGGCCUGCACCAAUAAAGGUAACGUUAUUCGUUGAUAACUCGCGGGUGUACCGGGGUGUCUUGUUGCCGGCGUCGCAAUCGACGAUUCUUUCCGCGGAAAAGAAACGUUGAAGACUUUAUUUUCGAAAAGAAUGAUUUUGAAGAUUGAAACAUUAACGACAUUUACAUGUCUUCUUUUUAUACUUAAAAUUAUUUCUAAGGAUUCUAUACUAUAAGCCAGCAAAUUUGUUUUGCUGACGACUGUUAAAGUAUACAAGAUAGUAACCGGUGUAAACACCGCCGCCCACUCACAAAGGAUUUCUGAUAAAAAGUUGAAACAUAUUCUUGACACGUUUGAACUUAUCACAACCUCACGUAUUAAAAAGGUAAAACAAUAUUAUGAAUAAAUCAAUAAUUCCAAUUCUCACUCUCGAAUUAAAUAAUGACUUACUGUAUUGAGAUUAAGAUUAAAAUGAUAUAUAUAUUUCGUGUUUAGGAUAAAUCUUCUGUCGAUGUGUUUUAACUCUUUGAAGCGCGGUGUGACAUAUACAGGGUGUUAA